AUGACAAAUGCACAGUGCAAUAAAUCUCUUAAAGAGAAACAGAGCGUUCACAAGAGAGAACGACUACUGACCUCCGCCAUCCGUAUCGCAACAGCUGCAGAUGUUCCACGCGGGGGUCGAGAUACUACUCCAUUUUGGACUCCCGAGUUAGACGAAAUCAAAGAGAAGAUUCACAGCUGCAAACCCUCUGUCUCUAGAGACAGAUUAGUAGCUCGCAGAAGGGAUAUGCCAAGACAAGCAUCCCAUAAAAGAUGGAAAACCCUCUGUAAUAACAUGGCCGUGGCAAAGGGCUGCUGUUGGAACAUUUUGAAGAGGAUUUACGCCCCACAACCCCUCAGCACCCCGGCGAUAAAGAUUAAUAAUGCGGUACUCGCAUAA
Molecule: messenger RNA, 378 nt
Organism: Trypanosoma theileri
Lineage: Eukaryota; Euglenozoa; Kinetoplastea; Trypanosomatida; Trypanosomatidae
Exons: 1
Coding region: 1-378 (125 amino acids)
Source: RefSeq, a predicted model, not a curated record